AUGGAUGACAAACAAACAUCCAGAGAUAAAGAUUUUUCUCCAGGAUGCAGUUCAGUUCAUCAGAAGAGAUCAGAACCAGAGUCCAGCCAUGUGUCUAUGAGGAGUGACGCAUCUAUGGAUCGUCCACUAACGUUCAGGUCAAUCCUGCCGUCCAGAUCAGCCGUAACAAAACCCGUCUGUAAGAAGAAUGACCAGCCUAUGAAUAAACUACAGGACUUUGAUGAAAGCAGGUAUCCUGGUGUCAGACAUGAAGUCCUCAACACAUUGAGAUCAAAUCUGAGAAAGAAGUUUGAGUGUUUGUAUGAGGGAAUAUCAAAGCAGGGAAACCCAACACUCCUGAAUGAGAUCUACACAGAGCUCUACAUCACAGAGAGUGAAAGUGGAGAGAUCAAUAAUGAGCAUGAGGUGAGACAGAUUGAGGCACAGUACAGGAGAGCAGAAACAGAGGACACACCGAUCAAAUGCAGUGACAUCUUUAGACCUUUACCUGGACAAGACAAACCCAUCAGAACUGUGCUGACAAAGGGAGUCGCUGGCAUUGGAAAAACCGUCUCUGUGCAGAAGUUCAUCCUGGACUGGGCUGAAGGGAAAAAUAAUCAGGAUGUCCAGAUCAUACUUCCACUUCCUUUCAGAGAACUCAACUUGAUGAAGGACAAAACACUCAGUCUUUCAGAUCUUCUUCAUGUCUAUUUCCCUGAAACAAAAGAAAUGGAAAUAUCCAGUGACAAAUAUAAAGUGUUGUUCAUCUUUGAUGGUCUGGAUGAGUGUCGUCUGUCUCUGAACUUCAAGAGAAAAUUGAAACUGUGUAAUAUAUCCGAAUCAGCCUCAGUGGACGUGCUGCUGAUGAACCUCAUUGUGGGGAAACUGCUUCCCUCUGCUCUCAUCUGGAUCACCUCCAGACCAGCAGCAGCUGAUCUCGUCCCCUCUGAGUGUGUCCAUCGAGUGACAGAGGUACGAGGCUUCAGUGAGCCACAGAAGGAGGAAUACUUCAGGAAGAGAAUCAGGGAUCAGAGUCUGGCCUACAGGAUCAUCUCACACCUGAUGUCAUCAAGGAGCCUCUUUAUUAUGUGUCACAUCCCAGUUUUCUGCUGGAUCUCAGCCACUGUUCUAGAGAAGAUGUUGAGUGAAGCAGAGAGUGGAGAGAUUCCCGAGACUCUCACUGAAAUGUACACACACUUCCUGAUCCUUCAGACCAACAUCAAACAUGAGAAGGACUAUGAAAAGAAAGUGACAGAUGAAGACGUGAUCCUCAAACUGGGGAAACUGGCUUAUCAGCAGCUUGUGAAAGGAAACCUGAUCUUCUAUGAGGAAGACCUGACAAAGUGUGGCAUUGAUGUGACAGAAGCAUCAGUGUACUCAGGAUUGUGCACUCAGAUCUUCAGAGAGGAGUUGGGCUUGUAUCAGGGGAAAGUCUUCUGCUUUGUUCAUCUGAGCAUUCAGGAACAUCUAGCAGCUCUAUAUGUGCACCUCUCCUUUAUAAACAAGAAAAUCAAUGUGUUUGACCAGAUUAUCAAACAGAGCUUGCGAUCGAACGUUAAGGACACGUUUAAACAGGUUUCAUUAUCUGAGCUGCAUCAGAGAGCUGUCAAUAAGGCUCUACAGAGUAAAAAUGGACAUCUGGAUCUUUUCCUGCAGUUUCUUCUGGGUCUGUCAGUAAAAUCUCAUCAGAUUCUCCUACAAGGACUAAUAAAACAGACAAGAAGCAUAUCUGACAGCAGUGAGAAAACAGUUGAGUUCAUCAAGAUGAAGAUCAGGACCAUUGACUCUCUAGAGAAAUCCAUCAAUCUGUUCCACUGUCUGAAUAAACUGGGUGAUCAUUCACUAGAGGAGGAAAUACAACAGUAUCUGACAUCUGGAAGAAUAAACAAAGUUAAACUCUCUUCAUCUCAGUGGUCAGCUAUAGUUUUUGUGUUGUUGACAUCAAAGAAGCUGGAUGAGUUUGAUCUCAGGGAGUUUGUUGGAGGAAACAUUGAAAGGGAAAAUCUAACGGUUUUUCUGAAGCUACUGCCCGUGAUGAAAGAAGCCAGAUCAGUUCAGUUGUAUGAUUGUGGCGUCACAGAUGAAGGUUGUGCUGCUCUGACUUCAGCUCUGAGAUCAAACCCCUCACACCUGAGAGUACUGAAUCUGUCUAAGAAUAAAAUAGGAAAGUCAGUGAAUCUGCUGUCUGAUGUACUACAGGAUCCUCACUGUAAACUGGAGAAACUGCAGUUGAGUGAUUGUGGUGUUACAGAUAAAGGUUGUGCUGCUCUGGCUUCAGCUCUGAGAUCAAACCCCUCACACCUGAGAGAACUGAAUCUGUCUUGUAAUAAAAUAGGAAAAUCAGUGAAGCUGCUGUCUGCUGUACUACAGGAUCCUCACUGUAAACUGGAGAUACUGCGGUUGAUGAAGUGUGGCGUCACAAAUAAACGUUGUGCUGCUCUGGCUUCAGCUCUGAGAUCAAACCCCUCACACCUGAGAGAACUGGAUCUGUCUGAGAAUAAAAUAGGAGAAUCAGGAAAGAAAUUGCUCUCUGUUCUGAAGGAUGAUCGUUAUUAUAAACUGGAGACAUUAUAUGUUGACUUUAAGUAUUCAGGCUACGGAUCACUUUCCUCAGCUGAUGGUAGAUAAGGAGCCACUACAGAGUUGAAGACACAGAGACACACAGCGAUCACACUGACAUGUGUGCUUGAAUUUUAUAGUAAUGCUCAUGAAAAUGAGUGCUGAAAAUAGCAACUUUUUUAUUGUUUCAAAUUUGUUAGAUAUUGUAAUGUGGAUGGUGUAAAACUCAAAAUACACUGCAAAUGAUUAAAGUAAAGUGAAAAAACAAGCCAUAGACACAUUUAUUGUGCAAUACAGAGCGUGUUGGGAAAAGUUUUUCAAGAUUUAGUCUGACUACAGAAGAGACAGAUGCUGUAAAUUUGUCUACCAGCAGGAGGUUACGCAAAUAAUUUCACUGAACAUUUAUUUCUGUAAAAUAUUUUGUAUUGUUUAUUUUUGUAUAUGACGAUCUAUUAAAGUUUCCAUCUAAAUCUUCACAUUCUUUUACUUUUUUCUUGUUUUUUUCCUCUGCCUCUGAACAGUU
This is a messenger RNA of Megalobrama amblycephala (Wuchang bream), 3061 nucleotides long. RefSeq names its product NLR family CARD domain-containing protein 3-like. The coding region runs from base 1 to 2607 and encodes 868 amino acids. Gene Ontology annotation, molecular function: protein binding. The transcript is spliced from 8 exons. The record is from RefSeq and is a predicted model, not a curated record. Lineage: Eukaryota; Metazoa; Chordata; Actinopteri; Cypriniformes; Xenocyprididae.